Messenger RNA from Paramecium octaurelia, 322 nucleotides. The record is from the annotation of a GenBank genome assembly. NCBI's taxonomy places the organism in Eukaryota, Ciliophora, Oligohymenophorea, Peniculida, Parameciidae.
UGUUAUAAAUAUUUUGAAAUGGGAUGUUUUUAGUCUAGAAAUGAGAAAUUGAUUGAAGAAUAAAAAGAACAAGCAGCGAUGAAUGAGUAGGAUAAAAGUACUUAAAUUUCCUUUAUUAUUAGAUAAUAAUUUAGAUUUAGUGAGUUGUUCAUGUUCAGAGAGCGUCAUUAGUUAAAACAAAUCUACUAAGAAGGUUUCAAUAGAAGAAUGUCGUAAUUCUUUUAAUAAAAGUAUUGAUUUGAUGGAAGAGGUGAAUAAGAAAUUGGAAGCAUUUUCAGGGAAUGGUUCGGAUUUAUCAGAUAGUGAAUUAAAUUGAUAAUGC